Molecule: messenger RNA, 688 nt
Organism: Drosophila hydei
Lineage: Eukaryota; Metazoa; Arthropoda; Insecta; Diptera; Drosophilidae
Product: protein CutA homolog
Exons: 1
Coding region: 121-675 (184 amino acids)
Biological process (GO): response to metal ion
Molecular function (GO): copper ion binding
Source: RefSeq, a predicted model, not a curated record
GCUCAGUUGUAUCGAUAGCUAACGAGAAAAUCACUUUUCGAUAGUCUGAUUUCUUUUAAGUAUCGCGUCAACUGUUGUUUUGUUUUCGCAGUGUUUCAUUGGUCGAGCAAAGUGCAUUUAAUGCAGUAUCUGAGAAAGGCAAGGUCGGUGCCCUGUCGUUGGGUACUUGCUCGCAAUUUAAUACUUGUGGCUGCUACUGCUGCCGUCACAAGCCGCACGGCCUUUGCGACAACUGCUUGCAAUACGCCCAGCAAUACCUCUACCAUUGGCAACCAAAGUCAAUAUAAUAAAAUUAGCAAUAUGGAUUCGGCUCCUGUUUAUGAAGCCGGCAGUAGCUCUGUGGCAUUUGUAACCACACCUGACAAGGAGUCUGCAAAGAAACUCGCACACGGCAUCAUCGAACGCAAAUUAGCAGCCUGUGUGAAUAUUAUACCACAAAUCGAGUCAAUCUAUAUGUGGGAAGGUAAAGUCAACGAGGAUAACGAAUAUCUUAUGAUGAUCAAGACACGCACUGCCCGCAUCGAUGAGCUGAGCAAGUUUGUACGGGAGAAUCAUCCAUACAGCGUGGCGGAGGUAAUAUCGCUACCAAUACAGGCUGGAAAUGCACCGUAUCUGAAGUGGAUAAGCCAAACAGUACUGGACAGUAAAGAAAAAAGAGAAAACGAAAAUGAAUAAACGAUUAAGCCCA